UUGUCUCCAAAUUUCAAAAUCUCACCUUUUAUAUCAACAAUAAAAUCCAAUCCCCUACCCCCAUUUAAAUCCCCAAAAGAUUCAAUUCCAUUCUGACCCACUUCCCAACUUUCUCUUAAUUAACAUCAGCUAAAAACCUUUUUCAAGAAAAUCAAAUCUUUGAUUCUGGGUGUGUGUUAAUUUCAAAUAUGAAUGCAGUAGGUAGGCAUGGGCAAAGAUCUGGUGCAUCUGCCGCUCACCAUAACAGACAACUCUCCACUGAUAAUAGUUUCUUGGAAGUAACUUCUUCUUCAUCCUCUAAUGGCAGAUGGUUACAAUCUGCUGGUCUUCAACACCUUCAACAACCACCAUCUUCAAAUACUACUUCUCAGGACUUUGGUUAUCAUGGUGGUGGUCAAGGUUCAAGAAUGUAUAAUAAUAAUAAUGGUAGAAAUGUUGGUGCACAAAGAAGUUUAAGUGGUGGGAGUGAUUUGUUUGGUGAGCCAUUGACGCCACCUGGGCGUUCGAAGAAGCAUGGUGGGAGUGGCGGUGGUGAUGAUCCUAAUGGGUUCAGUCCUGGCUUGUUGGAUCUACAUUCGUUUGAUACCGAGCUUAUCUCUGAGAUACCUGUAACUGGAACAUAUGGUGCUCCCCAGUACAACACUGAUCGUGGCAGAAGCUUUGAUGAUGCAGAGCCAUAUUUUGGGAAUAACAAACAAGCCAGCAAAGCUCGAGGUGUAGCAGAUAAUAACCUUUCAAAAAGUUUUGUUCCAGAAAAAGAGAAGACCAGCAGUGUUGCAAAGAUUAAAGUUGUGGUGCGAAAGAGACCUUUAAACAAAAAGGAGUUAGCAAAGAAUGAGGAAGAUAUUAUUACUACGGAGCCUCAUUCCAGUUGUCUUACAGUUCAUGAGACGAAACUCAAGGUUGAUCUGACAGAAUACAUGGAAAAGCAUGAGUUUGUUUUUGAUGCAGUACUAAAUGAGGAGGUUUCUAAUGAUGAGGUUUAUCGCGAAACUGUCGAGCCCAUUGUUCCUAUAAUUUUCCAACGUACUAAAGCUACAUGCUUUGCAUAUGGACAAACAGGAAGUGGAAAGACUUUUACUAUGAAGCCUUUACCUCUUAAAGCAUCUCGGGAUAUCCUGAGGUUGGUGAACCAUACAUAUCGCAGCCAAGGUUUUCAGCUGUUUUUCAGCUUUUUUGAGAUAUAUGGCGGGAAACUUUAUGAUCUCCUCAACGAUAGAAAAAAAUUGUGCAUGAGAGAAGAUGGUAGUAAGCAAGUGUGUAUUGUCGGUCUGCAAGAAUAUAAAGUCUCGGAUGUCGAAACAAUCAAGGAGCUAAUCGAGAGAGGAAAUGCAACAAGAAGUACUGGCACUACUGGUGCCAAUGAGGAAUCUUCUAGAUCACAUGCCAUACUUCAACUUGUUGUUAAGAGAUCUGUUGAUGGAAGUGAAUCUAAACCUCCUCGGGUUGUUGGCAAACUUUCCUUCAUAGAUCUUGCUGGAAGUGAACGUGGUGCAGAUACGACAGACAAUGAUAAGCAGACUAGAAUGGAAGGUGCUGAAAUUAAUAAAAGCUUGCUUGCCUUGAAGGAAUGCAUAAGAGCACUUGAUAAUGAUCAGGGUCAUAUUCCUUUUCGAGGGAGUAAGUUAACUGAGGUUUUGAGAGAUUCGUUUGUUGGAAACUCUCGAACAGUUAUGAUAUCUUGCAUUUCACCAAAUGCUGGAUCAUGUGAACAUACACUUAAUACCUUACGAUACGCUGACAGGGUGAAAAGCCUUUCAAAAGGGAACAAGAAAGACACAACUUUUAGUUCCAAAGAACCUACAGCAGUAUCAAUGUCUUCUGUCUUACCCCGAGUUCCAUCCUAUGAUGAUGGUAUGAUUGAUUCAUACCCCGAACAAGCUGAUGAAGACGAUUAUGAUACUACAGAAGAGUUUUACGAGCCCGAGCAGCCAUCAUGGAAAUACAACACAAAAGUUGAUGCAUAUAACUUCUCAAAUGCUCAAGAUAAAAACCGAAGAAUCAAUAGCCAAACAAAGUCAAAGGAGCCACCCAAACCUGAAUCAAGAAAUUGGAGCCCUGAUGACGAGCUGAAUGCCCUUUUAAAGGAGGAGGAAGAUCUUGUAAAUGCACACCGGAAACAAGUGGAGGAUACCAUGGAUAUCGUUAGAGUGGAGAUGAACUUAUUGGUGGAGGCAGAUGAACCAGGAAACCAGCUAGACGACUAUGUGGUAAAACUGAACACAAUCUUGGCGCAGAAGGCUGCAGCCAUUUUACAGCUACAGAACCGUUUGGCUCAUUUUCAGAAGCGUCUUAGAGAGCAUGAUGUUUUAUUGUGGUCUGGUCACUAAACGGUAUAGGAUCUUGCAGAUGGAUUAUCGUGUCUGUUUCCAGUUAUUUGUGAUUUAACCAGGGGAAUGUAAAAGCUUAUUGAUCAAAGUAUGGUAUUUGGUCACAAGUUAUUCACCAAAGUUGUAUCUGUUCAAAUCUUGCCAUUCAUUAUUGUUUGUUGUCUUGUAAAGCUAUAUUGCUUUGUAAACUCAUGAUAAAGAUCAUUCGUUAUGGAUAUGUCCUCAUCAUUUUUUGUUUAA
Erigeron canadensis is the source of this 2570-nucleotide messenger RNA. RefSeq names its product kinesin-like protein KIN-13B. Gene Ontology annotation, biological process: microtubule-based movement. The record is from RefSeq and is a predicted model, not a curated record. The transcript is spliced from 12 exons. Bases 189 to 2330 code for a protein of 713 amino acids. Gene Ontology annotation, molecular function: microtubule binding; ATP binding; microtubule motor activity. Lineage: Eukaryota; Viridiplantae; Streptophyta; Magnoliopsida; Asterales; Asteraceae.